AUGACGAGAUCUGACCCGCGUGACCAAGGCGAACGAAGGAAUCGAGAUAAAGCUUUUGGGGGCGCCAGCACGGAGCGGUUCCUGCCUGUUGCGCCGGACUCGUGGGGCGCGGGGUGGGAAGGAUGCGGGAUGAAGCAAGGGGCAGCCAACGACCGCGACGGCUUCUUUGAGCCGGGUCUAUCCCUGGGGUCCCCUGUUCUCGCUCUAUCCGGCCUUGUGAUGCGAUGA
This is a messenger RNA of Colletotrichum higginsianum IMI 349063, 228 nucleotides long. RefSeq lists its product as uncharacterized. The record is from RefSeq and is a predicted model, not a curated record. Bases 1 to 228 code for a protein of 75 amino acids. The transcript has a single exon. Lineage: Eukaryota; Fungi; Ascomycota; Sordariomycetes; Glomerellales; Glomerellaceae.